GCUUGAGCUCUCACAAUCCUCCACACUGCCUCAAGUACACUUCUCAACUACGACUUGUCCUUUGAGUUCACCAGGCAAAAUGAAGCUCUACUUUCCACUCCUCUGUUUCCUUCUUCUUACCUUUUCUUUCAUGGAUCCAGCCAUGGCCCUCGCUACUUCACCAUAUUGCAGCGACAAGUGCUCGACGAGGUGUGCAGUAGCAGGAGUUCGGGAUCGAUGCAUAAAGUAUUGUGGGAUUUGCUGUGAAGCGUGCAAGUGUGUGCCUUCUGGGACUUAUGGGAACAAGCACGAGUGCCCUUGCUACAGGGACAAGAAGAACGACAAGGGCAAGCCCAAGUGCCCCUAAUUUAAUUACUCAAAUUUUCUGUGUGUAGUUUAAUCUUUAUGGAGAAUGUUAAUUAGGGUUAAAGUUGGUCUGCUUUAGUAAUAAUAGCAAGAAUUGGUAGUUGAUCCUUUUUAUGUUUGGUAUGAGUCCAGUUAUAUAAUUUUAUGUUGUGAUCUUGAUCUUGGUUGUUUAUGUCCAAUGGCAGUUGGAUUUUCAUAAAAUAAAUAAAUUAUUUGUCUUCUUUUUUA
Pyrus x bretschneideri (Chinese white pear) is the source of this 573-nucleotide messenger RNA. RefSeq names its product peamaclein-like. NCBI's taxonomy places the organism in Eukaryota, Viridiplantae, Streptophyta, Magnoliopsida, Rosales, Rosaceae. The transcript has 2 exons. The coding region runs from base 80 to 346 and encodes 88 amino acids. The record is from RefSeq and is a predicted model, not a curated record.